Prunus dulcis (almond) is the source of this 429-nucleotide messenger RNA. RefSeq lists its product as uncharacterized. The record is from RefSeq and is a predicted model, not a curated record. NCBI's taxonomy places the organism in Eukaryota, Viridiplantae, Streptophyta, Magnoliopsida, Rosales, Rosaceae. The transcript is spliced from 2 exons. Bases 1 to 429 code for a protein of 142 amino acids.
AUGUCUCAGAUCUCAAGCCUAAAGUUUUGGAUGGCAAAUUUGGCAAAACUGGAGUUUGCUGCCUUGGACCUUUCCGUGGACAACUUUUUAUCAUGGGUCCUGGAUGCCAAAAUUCAUCUACGAGCCAAUGGCCUCGGACAAACAAUUGUAGAUGAGAAUAAUGCUUCACCUGAAGAGAAUGCGAAGGCCAUGAUCUUUCUUCGCCGCCACAUCCAUGAGGCGCUGAAAAGCGAAUAUGUGGUGGUUGAUGAACCGUUGGUUCUGUGGAAAGCUCUAGGUGAAAGAUACGAUCACCAGAAGACGAUGACUCUUCCAAGAGCUAGAUACGAAUGGACCCACUUGAGAUUUCAAGAUUACAAGUCAGUGUCCAACAAUACAGACAUAGCAGUUUCAAGAAGUACUCUGAACUUGUAUCUUGCCUCUUGUUAG